This is a messenger RNA of Mytilus californianus (California mussel), 2951 nucleotides long. Its product is annotated as methionine--tRNA ligase, cytoplasmic-like. Gene Ontology annotation, biological process: methionyl-tRNA aminoacylation. Bases 71 to 2875 code for a protein of 934 amino acids. Lineage: Eukaryota; Metazoa; Mollusca; Bivalvia; Mytilida; Mytilidae. Gene Ontology annotation, molecular function: methionine-tRNA ligase activity; ATP binding. The record is from RefSeq and is a predicted model, not a curated record. The transcript has 23 exons. Gene Ontology annotation, cellular component: cytosol; aminoacyl-tRNA synthetase multienzyme complex.
ACCACGUGUAUUUCCGGUUCAUGUCUGAUGAAAUUUCUAUUUUUCCCGCAAACUUUCUCCUUUUUUCUUAAUGAAAAUGAAGCUAUAUACCGACAAGGGUAAUUCAAAUACCCUUAAGCUGCUUGCUGCAGCCGAAGAAGGCGGAAUCAAACUGGAAGUUAUCGAGAAAAAGCAUGGUGAAAAAGUAGUUCCUUACCUGACUGCAAAUGUGUUACCAGUGUUAGAAGUGUUCCCUGGAAAGUUCUUAUUUUCUCCAAAUUCUGCAACUAGAUAUAUUUCAAAUAAAAAAGCAGAAGAAACUGAUGCUGAUGUAGAUAGAUGGUUAGAGUGGGAGAGUUCACAGCUACAGCCAGUUUUAUAUCCAUACCUUGUGAGUGUUAUUGGCUCAGGGAAACCAGAGACUGGAUUACUAAUACAUAUACAAACGCUACUGAAAUCAUUGAAUGGAGAAUUAAAAGGCAAGAAAUUUCUGGCAGAGAUUGGUCUUACAGCUGCAGAUUUUGUUCUUUGGGGUUCACUGUACCCACUUCUUGCUGGAAAAUUUGUGUUAAAAGGUUGGGAAGGUUUAUAUCCUAAGAUAAAAACUUGGUUUACUACAAUGUGUGAUUUGCCAUCUUGCCAAAAAGCUGUCACAUUAGUCAUAACAAAUGGUGAUACAGCUUCAUUGAAGGAGUCAUUACUGUCACAGCCUGCACCACUACCUCUUCCUCAUCUGAAAAAUAUUGAAAAACUAGAAAAAGUGAAAGUUGAUGAUAAAGUGAAAGUGAAAGUAGAGAAAGCAGCUGAACCAGAAGAAAUACAGGUAAUAUCACAAAAAGCUGUCACAAAGGAAGAGUUGUCAGCAGCUGUAGAUGCAUGGAAUUUUGGGAAGAGUAAAUGUCCCAAGCCACAGCAACGUAAACAUCCAAUAUUGCCCAAGGAAGGUCAAAGGAACAUACUUAUUACUAGUGCUCUGCCAUAUGUUAACAAUGUGCCACAUCUGGGUAAUAUUAUUGGUUGUGUACUUAGUGCUGAUGUCUUCUCUAGAUAUUGUAGACUGAGAGGAUAUAACUGUUUAUAUAUUUGUGGUACGGAUGAAUAUGGGACUGCUACAGAGACUAAGGCCAUUGAGGAAAAGCUAACGCCACAACAGAUCUGUGAUAAAUAUAACAAGUUGCAUACAGAAAUCUAUGAUUGGUUCAAUAUUGACUGUGAUUAUUUUGGUAGGACAACAACUAAGGAACAGACAAGUAUAGCACAGGAUAUAUUUUGGAAGUUAUACAAUCAAGGAUAUAUAUUGAAGGACAGCAUUGAUCAACUUCAUUGUACAGCUUGUGAUAGGUUUUUAGCUGAUAGAUUUGUAGAAGGCACAUGCCCACUUUGUGCAUAUGAAGAUGCCCGUGGAGACCAGUGUGACAAAUGUGGAAAAUUAAUUAAUGCUGUAGAUCUACGCAACCCUAAGUGUAAACUAUGUAAAGCUACACCUGUCAUCAAAAGUACUCAACAUUUAUUCUUAGAUUUACCGAAGAUUGAACCACAGCUGCAGAAACAUCUAGACAAAGUAUUCAAAUCAGGCACAUGGACUAAUAACGCCAAAGUGAUAACAAGCUCAUGGAUACGAGAUGGACUAAAGCCUAGAUGUAUCAGCAGAGAUCUAAAAUGGGGAACACAAGUACCAUUGUCAGGGUACACUGACAAGGUGUUUUAUGUAUGGUUCGAUGCACCCAUUGGAUAUAUUUCAAUAACAGCCAAUUACACAGAUCAAUGGGAGAAAUGGUGGAAGAAUCCAAACAAGGUUGAUAUGUAUAAUUUCCUUGGUAAAGACAACGUUCCAUUCCAUUCUGUCAUAUUCCCAUGUACAAUGCUAGGAGCUAAUGAUAACUACACAGUUGUCAAACACAUGAUAGCUACAGAGUACCUGAACUACGAAGAUGGCAAAUUUUCCAAAAGUCGUGGAACAGGUGUGUUUGGAAACCAAGCUAAGGACACAGGGUUACCUGCUGAUAUCUUUAGAUUUUACUUACUGUAUGUCAGACCAGAAUCACAGGAUAGCAGCUUCAGUUGGGACGAUUUCUUGUUGAAAAAUAAUAGUGAACUUCUAAACAAUCUUGGAAACUUCAUUAACAGGGGAUUGAAGUUUCUUAGUGACAACUUUGGUGGAGUUAUCCAAGAAAUGAAUCUUAGAGAUGAAGAUAAGGAGCUGUUAGCCCUAAUAAACAGAGAGUUACAAACCUACAUCGAUAAUAUGGAACAGGCAAUAUUGAGAGACUCUAUACGUAACAUAAUGAGUAUAUCCAGAUUAGGGAACCAGUUUAUGCAGUCCAACAAACCAUGGGUCUUAGUUAAAGGAGGUGCAGAGGACAAGUCAAGAUCAGGAACAGUUGUUAGUUUAGCUGUCAACAUUGCCAAUCUUUUGUCAGUGUUACUACAGCCGUAUAUGCCAGAGACAAGUCAGACUAUACAGACACAGUUAAACACACCAUCAGACUCUAAUGUAGUGUAUAGAGAAUUUGUAUGCCACCUGCCACCCGGGCAUAAAAUUGGAAAGCCAAGUCCUUUGUUCCAGAAAAUAGAAGCUUGUAAAAUAGAGGAAUUUAAAAAGAUGUUUGCUGGACAGCCAGCCCCUGAGACAAAGGCAAAAAAGGGGGAGAAAACAGCUGUUUCUGGCCCUGCGGCCAAUGGUCCUAUGAACAAUGCAGAAGUAGAAAGGUUAACAGAUGAAGUUACUAAACAGGGUCUUGUUGUAAGAGAUUUAAAAUCUAAGAAAGCAGAAAAGUCUGUGAUUGAUUCUGAAGUUGCUAAAUUGCUGGAUCUGAAAAAGAGUUUGGCAUUGGCUCAAGGUCAAAACCCUCAAGAAGCUGUUGGUGGCGGAAAGAAGAAAGGAAAAAAGAAGUAAUAGACAGAUUUUAAGUGAUUGAUUUAUUUAUUGGAACCUAAGCUGUCUGUGAAUAAAAAUUGCAAAAAAAGCAAAA